UGUGGCGCGUAGCAGCACCAGCCAGCAUAGUUUCCCCAUUCGAGGUAGCUCAAACAACCGCGCGCGCGCACGAUCGAUAUCGCUCCGAAACCACGGCCACAGCCACAACCCACUACCACUACCACUACCACACUUCUUUCUUACUUGCUGCCCAUCUCUCCAUCCCUUCCCAUCCCAUCCCAUCCCAUCCCCCGUCCCGUCUCUCGUCCGAGCUCGAUCCCUAACCUCGCCCACGCGAUGGCCGCGCAUUACCGGAAGCACAUCGCGCCUAUCGCGACGUUCCGGGAUGUCCGCAGCCAAGUGGGCCUGCUCCAUCGGUCGGGCAACCGGCGCAUCUGGGGCUUGGGGUCGGAGGUUGUCUGCCGCGAGAGGCCGAUCACGGCUGUCGAAACGCCCAACGACGAGUUUGCGAUCCUCGAGUUCCUCCGCGAGAACACCAGGAUCCCCGUGCAGAGGGGACUCCACGAAUGGCUCGACAAGGAGAGCCAGGUGCACUUCUCCCUCAAAACGAAGAUUCCCGGCGAGUCGCUCGAAUCGUUGUGGCCGACGCUCACCUGGCGGGAGAAGGAGAGGAUGGCCGACGAAACGGCCAAAUAUCUGAAGGAGCUCCGGGGGCUGACGUCAAACUACUACGGAAGGGUCAAGGAGAGUGGCAACGUCGAUACUCUGAUGUUUAACUACCCGCAGCCUAAACCACAGGGCCCGUUCGCCACCCAGGACGAACUUUGGAACGCGAUGGUUGCGACGCUCAAAGGCCAGAUCCCCCGGAAGGCUCUCUCUCGCUUGCGGGCCCAAAUGCCCGAAUGUCUGCCCUGGACCUACACGCAUGGCGACCUCGGCUUCGGCAAUAUCAUUGUGAGAAAUGGCCAUGUCGUGGGGAUUCUAGAUUGGGAGUGGAGCGGCUAUUUCCCGUGCUGGUGGGAGUACGUCAAGUUCCGGGCCGGGCUUUCGAUCUGGAUCGAUAGGGAGUGGUGGGAUCUGCUCGAGUACCGACUGGAAAAACAUCAGGAUGCGUAUGAAUUCUAUGACAAGUUCCACUCGUUGGUCUGGAAGGUCGAGAGCGCUACUAGGAGUAUAGACCCGACUAAGGUCAAGAUAGGUAAUGCCGUUCUUGAAGAGUUGCUCGAGGAUGAGAACGGGGUAUCGCUCGAGUGAGACGUCAAAAUGGGAAUUUCUUAUGAUGGUUCUUUCCUAUUAGAUUGUUGAAUGGUAGUUUUCGUUAUUCGCGGAGGUCAUUGUCUUUUUUUUGCACGCCAUUUCCGUCCUUCUCUUCUGUCUGUGGCCUUGAU
This is a messenger RNA of Tricharina praecox, 1289 nucleotides long. Its product is annotated as kinase-like domain-containing protein. The coding region runs from base 238 to 1155 and encodes 305 amino acids. The transcript has a single exon. The record is from RefSeq and is a predicted model, not a curated record. NCBI's taxonomy places the organism in Eukaryota, Fungi, Ascomycota, Pezizomycetes, Pezizales, Pyronemataceae.